Messenger RNA from Penicillium brevicompactum, 930 nucleotides. RefSeq lists its product as uncharacterized. Bases 1 to 930 code for a protein of 309 amino acids. NCBI's taxonomy places the organism in Eukaryota, Fungi, Ascomycota, Eurotiomycetes, Eurotiales, Aspergillaceae. The record is from RefSeq and is a predicted model, not a curated record. The transcript is spliced from 4 exons.
AUGGUUGUCAUCGCAGUGGCCGGAAGUGGUGGCGUGGGAAAAACUAUUGUGGAGAAACUACUUGAUUCCCCAUUCGAGAUCGUCGUUCUAUCGCGGACAGUGAAACAAGACAACCCUUCAGACAAAGUAAAAAAUGUACAGAUCGAUUAUGACGACGUUGCUUCAAUGACACAUGCAUUGGAGCAACACAAGCUCCACACUAUUAUAUCCGCUAUUGGUCUGGUUUCUGACGAGACAAGCCGGUCUCAGCUGAACCUAAUCGAUGCUGCAGAGAAGUCAGCAUCGACAAAAAGAUUCAUUCCGAGUGAAUACUCCUUCAUUCAGACUGCUAAUCUGCUUUCUAUCGACCCAAGUAUUCAAUGGUGGCUCGACGCCGCAGAUCGUCUGAAGAGCAGCGGGUUGCAAUAUACCAGGGUGAUCCCUGGCUUCUUCAUGGACUACUGGGGAAUGCCCCGCGUGCAAACGCAUCUGCAGCCAUUUACCUUUGGGAUUGACGUAUCGAGUGGCACGGCCGCGAUCCCAGGGGAUGGCAACAACGUGAUCUGUAUGACCUACACCUACGAUCUGGCCACGUAUCUGGUCAAAGCACUUGAUCUUGACCAGUGGCCAGAGUUCAGUGUCAUUGUCGGUGAUGAAGUUACCUACAAUCAAAUACUUGGCAUGGCUGAGGAAUUCACUGGGAAGAAGUUCACGGUCACCUACGAUAGCCUGGAGCAGAUUCAAGCAGGCAAUGUCACUGUCCCUACUCAGCCAGAGGGCGUGGAUUCAUCUUCAGAUGAGCUCAAAGAGACCACUGCACUGGUGAGCAGACUUACAGUCAACGAUGUCUUCGACUUGCCGAAGGAUCGCUUGAAUGCUAAGUUCCCGGAGGUGAAGCCGCUCACAGUGAGGGAGUUCCUCCGCAAUGCUUGGAGCCAAACCAGUACAUGA